AUGGCAGCGGCGGGCUCACCGGCCCCUGACAACAUCGGCGGCGGCCCGAGCAGUGGCAGCAGGCCCAGUUUGACGCCAGGCAGCGCAGCUGGGGCCAAGGGUGGCCCUGACAUGAUGGCAACUGUAGACCUGCUGGAGCAGGUCUCAGGGUCGACGGCGCUGUCAUACCUGGACCGCUUCAAGGCACCAAAAUGGCUGUUCCGCACAGUGGCAUGCCUUGUGCUGGGGGGCCAGGUCAUGGCACGCAUAUUCAAGGGCAAAAUUCACCUGCGCAACACCCGUGACCAGCUGGUGUUGGUUGGGCCCAAGUCGCUGGGCGUGGCGCUCCUGACUGCGGGGUUUGUGGGCAUGGUCUUCACAAUCCAGUUUGUGCGGGAGUUUGCCAAGCUGGGGCUGACGCGCAGUGUGGGUGGUGUGCUGGCUCUGGCGCUUGCCAGAGAGCUGACUCCUGUGGUGACCUCUAUCAUCCUGGCGGGACGCGUCGGCAGCGCGUUUGCUGCUGAGCUUGGCACCAUGCAGGCAAGUUCCUGCCAUGAGGUGGUUUCAGAGCAGGUGGACUCCCUGCGUGUGCUGGCCACUGAUCCGGUGGAUUACCUCGUGACGCCGCGGGUCCUGGCCUCCAUGCUGGCAGGACCCAUCCUUAACGUCCUCUGCUUUUGCAUGGGCAUUGGCGCGAGUGUGCUGCUGGCUGACCUGGUGUACAAUGUGCCGGCCAACGUGAUCCUUGACAGCGCGAGACGCGCCCUCACUGGCUACGAUGUCAUCACCUCCAUGAUCAAGGCCUGGGCCUUCAGCACCGCUAUAUCAGUGAUCAGCUGUGCGUGGGGUUUCACAACGUCAGGUGGCGCCAAGGGCGUGGGCGAGUCCACCACCAGUGCAGUAGUCAUCUCGCUUGUGACUAUCUUUGUGCUUGACUUUGUGCUCAGCUACGCCUUUUUCCAGGGCCAGGGUGAUGCCCUCAAGCAGCUGCGGUAG
This is a messenger RNA of Monoraphidium neglectum, 975 nucleotides long. RefSeq lists its product as hypothetical. Lineage: Eukaryota; Viridiplantae; Chlorophyta; Chlorophyceae; Sphaeropleales; Selenastraceae. The transcript is spliced from 7 exons. Bases 1 to 975 code for a protein of 324 amino acids. The record is from RefSeq and is a predicted model, not a curated record. Gene Ontology annotation, cellular component: ATP-binding cassette (ABC) transporter complex. Gene Ontology annotation, biological process: phospholipid transport.